Polyodon spathula (Mississippi paddlefish) is the source of this 2925-nucleotide messenger RNA. Its product is annotated as fibroblast growth factor 7-like. Bases 469 to 1053 code for a protein of 194 amino acids. The transcript has 4 exons. Lineage: Eukaryota; Metazoa; Chordata; Actinopteri; Acipenseriformes; Polyodontidae. Gene Ontology annotation, molecular function: growth factor activity; type 2 fibroblast growth factor receptor binding. The record is from RefSeq and is a predicted model, not a curated record. Gene Ontology annotation, cellular component: cytoplasm. Gene Ontology annotation, biological process: positive chemotaxis; positive regulation of gene expression; fibroblast growth factor receptor signaling pathway.
ACCACUUCUUGAGUUAGCACUUAAUAUGGAAACAAUUAUGAGUCCACGGGAGUCUCUUCUGGAUUGAGAAAUAGGUUGAAGCCAUAGAGAGACUUGUUGCGAAAGACGGAAAAUAGAAAUGGAAUAUUUUUAUUUACAGCUGUCUUCUGAAAACAACAAAACUCUGUUACUGUCAAGAGUGCCAUCCCAAUCUGUGAAUUCAAUAGCAAGGAAAUCCACAACUGGCAACAUUGCUUCAAAUUCUCUCAUUCAGGGUGAAGAUUGACAACAACAAAGGAUUACAGAAGACAAUUUUCUUCAUGUUUAGUGAAAAAAGGGGGAACUAUACUUCAAACACACCAAGCUAAACAACCCCUUUUCAGACUUCACUUCCAGACAGAAGCCAGGUCAAGGACCUAGCAGCAAUAGCCUGCUUUUUAAUUUACAUUUCAGUAUGUUGUUCGUGAAUACCCAGAGCAUUGUAUUAUAAUGCGCAAAUGGAUGCUAAAAUUGAUCCUGCCAACUUUGCUUUCUAGACUGUACUUUCACGUUAUCUUUCUAGUGGGCAGUGUGUCUUUAGCUUGCAAUGAUAUGACUCCAGAGCAACUAGCUGCAAAUCCGAACUGUUCCAGUCCUGAACGGCACACAAGAAGUUAUGACUAUAUGGAGGGAGGGGAUGUACGAGUGAGGAGACUUUUCUGUCGGACACACUGGUACCUGACAAUUGAUGAAAUGGGCAAAAUCGAAGGGACAGGCGAGCAAAACAACCGUUACAGUAUUCUGGAAAUAAGGACUGUCUCAGUUGGAAUUGUGGCAAUCAAAGGGGUAGAAAGUGAAUACUUCCUGGCAAUGAAUAAGUCUGGAAAAUUAUAUGGCAGGAAAACCUGCAAUGAGGACUGCAACUUUAAGGAACUGAUUCUAGAAAAUAAAUACAAUACAUACUCCUCUGCAAAGUGGACUCAAAAGGGCAACGACAUGUAUGUUUCCUUGUCAGUCAAAGGUGUAGUGAUGAAAGGCAAAAAGACAAAGAAGGAAAACAAAGCAUCUCAUUUCUUACCUAUGCCAAUAACCUAAUUCCCCCAAGACCAGAUUGCUACAGUAUACACUACGUGUUAAUUUCCAGCAACAAAAAAAAAAAAAUUCUACGCAGUAACAAAUGCCUUUAUCAAGUAAGCUGGGAUAACUACUGAAAAGUGAACAAGCUGGACUUGCAUUUUGCGAAGAACUUUUUUUUUUUUUUUAAUGACUGUACAAAAUUUUUGGGAAGACAACACUUUAAUGUUUAUAAAAACUUUGAUCUCGAAAGUGGCAGAUAAAAAAAAAAAAGUUUAACAGAUGAAAGUUGUUUUUUUGGCUUUUAAGCUGCAUUUAUGACCUGCUAUUCUGGCCACUUUUGAUAUUUGUAACUGGCUAGUGCCUUGAUUAGUUAUUUACAUGGCUGCUAAAGUUAUUCAAAGGGAAGUGUUAUAAAUGUUAUUUAAAUUAUAUACAAUUCUGAAGCUGCUGGAGUAACUAAUGUUAAAUCACCAAAUGGACAGUUCUAAAUAGAGGAACAGUACUUUAAGCUUUGGUUGACUGUCCCUUUACACACAUUACUAAUCUAAAUAAAAAAUAAACAAUAGCUUAAAAUACAAGGCACUGUAUUGAUAAGAACUUUUUAUUUAAAGCAUUCCACUUUCUGUUGUGUUUUUGUUUUGUUUUAAUACACCCCCCCACCACCACCACAAAGACUAAAAAAAAAACCACGGGCUAAGUGGUAAGACAAGUAAGCAAAUUGAGGUAAAUUAAACACAGUAGGGCUUACAUUUGUGCAUGUAUCGUUUAUAUAAACAGUGUGAUUUUUGUUAUACAUCUGCAUAAACAUUAAAAGAUAGCUCAAAUGGAUGUCAUGGCUAGAAAAAUUGGACUUGCAUUAUUAAAUAGGCACAUUUCCCCAUUCCCAUAAUAACAUCUCUCAUUAUCUUGUAGACUUGAUUUUAAUGGCUGUGGAUGACAACAUUUGCGUGCUAGUACGUUUGGAAUUCAUUUAAAUAGUCAAUUUGCAUAGCUCCAUGAGAAUAGCAUGCUAAAUGCAAAAUUUUCAUGACAAAGGAAAGCUACACGCAAACCUAUUUAGUCAUGCUACAAGGAAAAGUAAGGGCAACCAAUAAGGGCAACGGAGCACUCCAAAAUAGCAUAACAAUAGCAUGACAACAUCUUACUUUCUGAUGUAACCUUAGUCACUGCCGGAAAUGCAGUCUCAUACAGUUUACUUCCGAUACAAUGUUGUUUAUCUCAUGUUGUAACACUACAUUUUCCUUGACGUUAACAAAACACUUAAUUUUUGUAUACCAUGCUUCUUUAUAAAACUCCAAACUUAAAAAAAAAAAAAAAAUUAUAGUCUCUAUAGGGCAAUAACAUUAGCAUGUGUUCAAGAUUGUGUUUGAACUUUAUUGUUGUAUGUUAUUUAAGUUGAUAUUAUUUAUAUACAAUUCAUAUUAAGUUAUGUCUGUUUCACAUGUUCUUGUUUUUUUUUUUUUUUUUUUUUUUUUUUUAAACAACAACAUUGUCUGGUCACAGAUAUAAUAUAGAAGUCCUUAUACGCAGGCAUGCACAGAAGCUUGAACACAAUGCUCUUGCCAGUAAACACAGGAUGGCAGGCAAAAAAUGACAGCCUACACAAAUUCCUACAGUAGAAGGCAAAUAAGGGGCAUAACAACAUGCCAUAUAUACAGUUUCACAUUUUGCCAAAUACAAAUAAUAGUGUUUCACAAAACAGUGCCAACAUAAACCCCACUCAAGCUUGUCAAACCCACCCAUCAAAAUAAUUGUUUUUGUAAAAUAAGCAUCAUCACCACUGACAAACUAAUACCAGUGCAGUAAAAUGUUAUUCUCUGAAGAUGCAAUUGUAAAAUUUGUGUUUAAAUAAGAAAUAAAAUAACUAAAUGCUGUUGCAUCUAUGCAAAU